Molecule: messenger RNA, 2218 nt
Organism: Rosa chinensis
Lineage: Eukaryota; Viridiplantae; Streptophyta; Magnoliopsida; Rosales; Rosaceae
Product: F-box/LRR-repeat protein 17
Exons: 11
Coding region: 156-1982 (608 amino acids)
Molecular function (GO): protein binding
Source: RefSeq, a predicted model, not a curated record
CGCCAAAACCUUCUUUCAUCUCCCGCUUCUUCCAGGGGGCCCACACGCGCCUUUGUCUCACACUUCACUCAUUUUUCCCUUCUUCUAUUUCUUCGCUUCUCUCAGACUCACUUUGAAUCCCCCCCCCUCCUCUAAAUUUUCUCUCUAGACCUAUUAUGGAGCAGCGCCACCACCUCCAGCCUCACAUCUCCGCCGCAGGGCCCACCACCCCGUUCGGCUCCACCGCAACCUACCCCCACGCUCCCACCGCCAGUUCCGGCCACAAGCGCCCCAGGACGCGCGGCAGUUACACCUGUGGCCGGUGUGGCCAGCCCAAGAAGGGCCACUCCUGCCACGUCCGCCCAGCCGAUUCCGCCGCAGAGUCUCACCCCGACACUCCCCUCUCAGUCACCCGAACCCCGGCGCUGCCGCCUCCUCCCCCGCCACGUCAGCCCUACUCCAACCUCCGCAGAGCUCUGUCGUUCGACGACGUCGAGAGCUCCGGUUACGGAGAUUCCGAUGCUCCGGAUCCGGAUCCGGAUCCGGACUUCGAUGAGGUGGAGGACACGGAGGUGGAUUGGGAUAGGGGCUGGGGUGGUCUUCCUACGAGCUGUCUGUGGGAGAUUUUGAGAAGGCUACCGCCGCCGGGGCUGUUAUCGGCGGCGAUGGUCUGCAAGGGAUGGAGGGAGACGACAAGGAGGUUGUGGAAGGCCGCGGAGGCCCUCAGGCUUAGGGUUCCGCCGAGGGCUCAGGUUCGGUUUGUUCGAUUGGUGUUGCACAAAUGCCCGAACCUCGUUAGCCUCUCUCUUACAAUUGAAAGUGAUGUUGAUGCAACAAUGCUGGAGUGCAUUGCAUUUUCGUGCCCAAAUCUUGAAUCUAUGGAGAUCUAUAUUUCUGAGAAGGCAACCAAUCGAAUUACUGGUGAUGAACUGAGUCGUUUUGUUGCUGAUAGAAGAUUACUGAAAAGCCUUAAGAUGGAAGGUUGUUCUAAUAUAGGUGGCUUUGCUCUCUGUUCAUCAAGUCUUUUGACACUUUGGCUUUCGGGUCUUCAUUCCCUUUCUAAGAUGGUUUUCAACUGCCCCAAUCUGAAAGAGAUUUCUAUUGAUUUUUCUCGCCAAGGAAAUGAUAAUACUGAUCUUACAACAAUGGUUGAUGGUCUGGGAAGAAAUUGUCCAAGGCUGCAAAACAUACACAUUGCAUCAGUCCGGCUUUCACAUUCUGUUGUUCUUGCGCUUACAGCUGCUCAAUUAAGGGAUUUGCGAAUGCUGUCUCUUGUUCUUGGAUCUCAAAUCACUGAUGCAUCAGUUGCUGCCAUAGCUUCUACCUAUCCAUACUUAGAAUUGCUUGAUCUGAGCGGAUCUAGCAUCAGUGACAGUGGCAUUCAAAUCAUUUGCAAUGUGUUUCCUGAAACUCUUUCAAGGCUACUUGUUGCUCUUUGUCCCAACAUCACUACAAUGGGUAUAGUAUUUGCCACAACUCAACUGCCUCUUCUUGAACUCAUGGACUGUGGCAUGACGAUAUGUGAUCCCAAUUCUUCAGACCUGACCUAUGAAGAAAGCAGUGACUUUCAAUUAUCAAUGACUUCAAAAGCCAAAGCACACCUCAUUUGCCAGAAUCUGAUUAUUAAACAUGGUCGAUUGAAAAAACUCAGCUUGUGGGGCUGUUCUGGCUUAGAUGCUCUAUCUUUAAGCUGCCCAGAACUCAAUGAUCUAAACUUAAAUUCUUGUAACAACUUGCAUCCAGAGAGAUUGUCACUUCAGUGCCCAAAUUUAGAAAAGGUGCAUGCAUCAGGUUGUCAACGGAUGUUGAUCGGAGCCAUUCACAGUCAGCUCAACAAUAAUAUUGCUACUAUGGAUAGCCUAUUACCAUGCAAGCGUCUAGCCAGUGGCUCAAAGAGAAUACUGGUUCCACAUUAUAUAAUGGAACAGGGUUUGCAGUCAUAUGAGGGUGAUAAGAAGCGAAGAAGGGUUGAAAAGCGGCGUUGUAAUGUGCUUGUCUACUGAUCAUUGCAUGCCAUUGAGAAAUUCCUGUGCCGUAAACAGGGUGCUCCAGGCCUUGUUUCCCCGUAAGCAAGAUCUUUAACACUCGAUCCUCAUCACUAAAGGGAGCUGGUGCAUUGUACAAUAGCAUUUCCCCUUUGAGAAAACUGAACUGUAUUGUAGCUUCAAACUAGUGUUCCAAAAUUUGGAGAACAAGAUUGGAUAUCAGACUUAAAAUUUAUAAACUCAUUUCAAAUAAA